This is a messenger RNA of Carcharodon carcharias (great white shark), 1623 nucleotides long. It is a transcript of the gene lgi2a, whose product is annotated as leucine-rich repeat LGI family, member 2a. NCBI's taxonomy places the organism in Eukaryota, Metazoa, Chordata, Chondrichthyes, Lamniformes, Lamnidae. The transcript is spliced from 8 exons. The record is from RefSeq and is a predicted model, not a curated record. The coding region runs from base 1 to 1623 and encodes 540 amino acids. Gene Ontology annotation, molecular function: protein binding. Gene Ontology annotation, biological process: inhibitory synapse assembly.
AUGUGUCGUUUGAAUAAGAUUUUUGCGUUUCUUUCUGUUGCAAUUGGGAUCAGCUUGUUAUCCGGUGCUGAGAUUAGAAAAUCAGCGAAAUGUCCCGGUCGGUGCAGUUGUGCAAGGGAUGCUAUCAUGUGUGUUGGAACUUCAUCUGUCCCAAGGAUACCCCCCAAUGAUAUAACUUCCCUGAGUUUGGUAAACGGAAGUUACCGCGAAAUAACAGAAGGGUCGUUUUUAAAUUUGCCAUUUUUGCAACUUCUACUCCUGAAUUCAAAUUCAGUUACGUCAAUAAAUGAUGAUGCCUUUGCUGGGCUUCCACAUCUAGAGUAUUUAUUCAUUGAAAACAACAAAAUUCAGUCUAUAUCAAAACAUGCUUUUCGAGGCCUUAGAGGUUUGAUCCAUCUUUCUUUGGCUAACAGCGGCAUCGGAUCCUUGCCAAGAGAUGUCUUCAGUGAUUUGGAUUCCUUGAUUGAACUAGAUUUACGUGGAAAUGAGCUCCAAUGUGACUGUAAAACAAAAUGGAUGACCACUUGGUUGAAGACCAUAAAUGCCACUGUGACUGAUGUUUUCUGCGCUGGUCCACCAGAACAAGAGGGAAAGAAAUUAACAGAUUUGACAGCUUCUGACUUUGACUGCAUGUCUACAGAAUUUGUGCUGCACCAGAUUUUGCCAUAUGAGUCUAUAUCUGUGAACACGUUCUCUUUUAAAAAUGAUGUAUAUGUAGCAAUUGCCCAGCCGAAUGUGGGAAAUUGCAGAGUGCUCGAAUGGAACUAUAUUGAGAAGAAUUUUAGAAGUUACGACAAUAUAACUGGUGAGUCGAUAAUUGGAUGUAAAGCAGUAACAAUUGAAGAGCAAAUCUUUGUUAUAGUUGCACAACUCUUUGGUGAUUCUGCCAUUUACAAAUAUGAUGAGAGCUGGACCAAAUUUGUGAAAUUUCAAGAGAUCAAAGUUUCAAAAAUUUCAAAGCCAAAUGAUAUUGAGGCAUUCCAAAUUGAUAACGAAUGGUUCUUUAUUAUAGUAGACAGUUCAAAAGCUGGGUUAUCAACAAUAUAUAAAUGGAGUGGCAAAGGAUUCUAUUCCUAUCAGACUCUGCAUGAAUGGUUCAGGGACACAGACUCAGAGUAUGUCAAUAUUGAUGGGAAAUCAUGUUUAAUAUUAACAAGUCGGUCACAAGAUCCAGCCAUCUUUGAAUGGAACAAAAAAACAAAGCAGUUUGUUCAAAAAAGUGCAAUGAAACAUAUGGAGGAUGUUAUUGCUGUGAAAAGUUUCAGAAUUAAAAAUGACCUGUUCAUCUGCCUGACAAGAUUUAUUGGAGAUUCUAAAAUAAUGAAAUGGAAUACAACACAGUUUAUUGAAGUGCAAGAUAUUCCUUCACGAGGAUCAAUGAUACUGCAACCAUUUUCAUUCAAGGAUCGCCACUAUUUGGUUGUAGGAAGUGACUACACUUUCUCUCAGAUUUAUAUUUGGGAUAGUCAAAAGAAAUCCUUCACAAAAUUUGAGGAAAUGUAUGUACAAGCCCCUCGAUCUUUCACUCCUGUAUCUACAGAUCGAAUGGAUUUUUUAUUUGCUGCAAGUUUUAAAGGCAGCACUCAAAUUUUUGAGCAUGCAAUUGUUGAUUUGAGUCUGUAA